Polyodon spathula (Mississippi paddlefish) is the source of this 3482-nucleotide messenger RNA. Its product is annotated as Golgi apparatus protein 1-like. The coding region runs from base 35 to 3451 and encodes 1138 amino acids. The record is from RefSeq and is a predicted model, not a curated record. Gene Ontology annotation, molecular function: fibroblast growth factor binding. Gene Ontology annotation, cellular component: Golgi membrane. Lineage: Eukaryota; Metazoa; Chordata; Actinopteri; Acipenseriformes; Polyodontidae. The transcript is spliced from 26 exons.
UACUCUGCUGUUGCUGUUACUGUUUCCCCCGAAGAUGGCGGCGUGUAGACGUGUUCAGCUGCUUCUUCUGUUGCUGUCUGUCACGGUCUCUGUGUGUUUCUCGCAGGCGCCAAAAGCAAAUCUAAAUGUCAAUGAUGUUAUUCAAGCCCAGAUUAAAAACCAGGGACCAGGGCAAGCGCCCAACGCGGGGAACCCGGCAGCCCCCGCUGCCGGGGCCUCCCAGCCCCGCCGGAUCACCGGCUGGAAGCUGGCUGAAGAGGAGGCCUGUCGGGAGGACCUGAUGCGGCUCUGCCCCAAGCACACCUGGAACAACAACCUGGCCGUGCUGGAGUGCUUGCAGGAUCGGAAGGAGGACACGGAGAUCGCUUCAGACUGCAAUCAUCUACUCUGGAACUACAAAUUAAACCUGACUACAGAUCCUAAAUUUGAAUCUGUUGCUGUAGAAGUCUGCAAGAGUACAAUUACAGAGAUUAAAGAAUGUGCAGAUGAAGACAGAGGCAAGGGCUAUCUAGUGUCCUGCCUGGUGGAUCACCGUGCCAACAUCACAGAAUACCAGUGCCACCAGUACAUCACCAAGAUGACUGCCAUCAUCUUCAGUGACUACAGGCUCAUCUGCGGCUUCAUGGGCAAGUGCAGGGAGGACGUCAAUGCACUCCGCUGUGGCAGCAUCUCCACUGGAGAGAAGGACAUUCACUCCCAGGGCGAGGUGAUCUCCUGUCUGGAGAGGGCUCUGGUUUUGGAGAUGGAGGAGCGGGAAAACCGUUAUGAGAUCAAAGAGGAGUGCAAGAAGGCCAUCCUGCGUGUAGCUGAGCUCUCCUCUGACGACUUCCACCUGGACCGAUACCUCUACUUCUCCUGCCGCGAGGACCGUGAGCGCUUCUGUGAAAACACGCAGGCUGGCGAGGGCAGAGUCUACAAAUGUCUCUUCAACCACAAGUUUGAGGAAUCCAUGUCCGAGAAGUGUCGGGAGGCACUAACGACGCGUCAGAAGCUGAUUGCUCAGGAUUACAAAGUCAGCUACUCUCUGGCCAAAGCCUGCAAGGUGGACCUGCGGAAAUACCGGUGCAACGUGGACAACCUCCCCCGUGCCCGUGAAGCCCGCCUUUCCUACCUGCUGCUGUGUCUGGAGUCUGCUGUGCACAGAGGCCGGGUGGUGAGUGGGGAGUGCCAGGGGGAGAUGCUGGAUUACAGGCGGAUGCUGAUGGAGGAUUUCUCGCUGAGCCCCGAGAUCGUGCUGAACUGCCGCGGGGAGAUUGAUCACCACUGCUCCGGACUUCACCGCAAGGGACGCACCCUGCACUGCCUCAUGAGACUGGGGCGUGGAGAGAAGAACAGCCUGGGGGCCACCUGCCAGCAAGCGCUCCAGACUCUGAUUCAGGAGACGGACCCUGGUUCUGAUUACAGGAUUGACAGGGCGCUGAACGAGGCCUGCGAGUCUGUCAUGCAGACUGCCUGCAAGCACAUCCGCACUGGGGACCCCAUGAUCCUGUCAUGCCUGAUGGAGCACCUAUACACAGAGAAGAUGGUAGAGGACUGUGAACAUCGCCUGCUUGAGCUGCAGUACUUCAUCUCUAGAGAUUGGAAGCUGGACCCCAUCCUGUACCGCAAGUGCCAGGGUGAUGCUGUCCGUCUGUGUCACACUCAUGGCUGGAACGAGACAAGUGAGAUCAUGCCACCAGGGGCCGUGUUCUCCUGCCUGUACCGCCAUGCCUACCGCACUGAGGAGCAGGGCCGCAGGCUGUCUCGGGACUGCAAGGCUGAGGUGCAGAGGAUCCUGCACCAGCGUGCUCUGGAUGUGAAGCUGGACCCCAUGCUGCAGGAGCGCUGUAUGACUGACCUGGGCAAGUGGUGUAGCGAGAAGACAGAGUCAGGCCAGGAGCUGGAGUGUCUGCAGGAUCACCUGGAGGAUCUGAUCAGUGACUGCAGAGACAUCGUGGGCAACCUCACGGAGCUGGAGUCUGAGGACAUUCAGAUUGAAGCUCUGUUGAUGAGAGCCUGUGAGCCAGUGAUCCAGGCCUACUGUCAUGAGGUGGCUGAUAACCAGAUUGACACAGGAGACCUGAUGGAGUGCCUGAUCCAGAGCAAGCACCAGAAGGAAAUGAAUGAGAAGUGCAUGGUCGGGGUCACCCACUUUCAGCUGGUCCAGAUGAAGGAUUUCCGGUUCUCCUACAAGUUCAAGAUGGCUUGUAAGGAAGAUGUAUUGAAGCUCUGUCCCAACAUUAAAAAGAAGGUUGACGUUGUGAUCUGUCUAAGCACCACAGUGAGGAACGACACUCUGCAGGACAUCAAGGAUCAGCGUGUCUCUGUCAAGUGCCGCAAGCAGCUGAGAGUUGAGGAGCUGGAGAUGUCUGAAGAUAUCCGUCUGGAACCAGAGCUGUAUGACUCCUGCAAGCAGGACAUCGGGAAGUACUGCCCGAAUGUACCUUACGGGAACGCCCAGGUGAUUGAGUGUCUGAAGGAGAAUAAGAAGCAGCUGACCCAGCGCUGUCACCAGAGAGUCUUCAAGCUGCAGGAGACUGAGAUGGUGGACCCUGAGCUGGACUACACCCUCAUGAGAGUGUGCAAGCAGAUGAUCAAGCGGUUCUGUGGCGAUGCCGACACGAAGAACAUGCUCCAGUGUUUGAAACAGAACAAGAACAGCGAGCUCAUGGACCCCAAAUGCAAACAGAUGAUCACCAAGCGGCAGAUCACCCAAAACACAGAUUACCGUUUGAACCCUGUGCUGCGCAAAGCCUGCAAGGCGGAUAUCCCUAAAUUCUGCCAGAACAUCCUGAACAAAGCAACAGACGGCAGUGAGCUGGAGGGACAGGUCAUUUCCUGUCUGAAGCUUAAGUACGCAGACCAGCGCCUCUCCCUAGACUGCGAAGACCAAAUCAGGGUGAUUCUUCAGGAGUCUGCCCUAGACUACAGACUGGACCCCCAGCUGCACAUGCACUGCAUGGAGGAGAUCACCAGUCUGUGUGCUGAGGAAGCUGCUGCCCAGGAACAGACUGGCCAGGUGGAGGAGUGUCUCAAAGUCAACCUGCUCAAGAUUAAACAGGACACCUGCAAGAAGGAGGUGCUGAACAUCCUGAAGGAGAGCAAAGCAGACAUUUUUGUGGAUCCAGUCCUCCACACAGCCUGCGCCCUGGACAUCAAACACCACUGCGCUGCCAUCCCACCAGGCAGGGGGCGACAAAUGUCCUGUUUGAUGGAGGCAUUGGAAGACAAGCGGGUCAGACUUCAGCCAGAGUGUAAAAAGAGACUGCAAGAUCGCAUUGAGAUGUGGAGCUAUGCAGCUAAGGUGGCGCCAGCGGAAGGCUUCUCCGAUCUGGCCAUGCAGGUGAUGGUUUCUCCCUCCAAGAACUACAUCUUGUUGAUGAUUGCGCUGUGCGUGUCCAUGCUUUUUGUGGUGGGGCUCCUGUGCGGCCGUCUCACCAAGCGGUUGACACAGGAACAAAAGGACAGGUAGAGGGGGGAGCCAGCCCAUCCACCCCCCCCCC